This is a messenger RNA of Paramisgurnus dabryanus, 5109 nucleotides long. It is a transcript of the gene diaph2, whose product is annotated as diaphanous-related formin 2. Gene Ontology annotation, cellular component: actin filament. The record is from RefSeq and is a predicted model, not a curated record. Gene Ontology annotation, biological process: actin cytoskeleton organization; actin filament polymerization. Lineage: Eukaryota; Metazoa; Chordata; Actinopteri; Cypriniformes; Cobitidae. Gene Ontology annotation, molecular function: actin binding; small GTPase binding.
AAAUAUUUUGCCGCGUUGUGUAAAACUCCCAGGCAUUUUCUGACAUCUUACGAGGCUCUGCAGGAGCUUCAUUUAUAUCUACAAGUAUUAUAUAAUUGCUUGAGACUGAGUGGACCGGAGCUUUUUGGACCGGGCUGAAUAUCACCACACCUUGUUUUUUGGACAACUUCAUCCAUAGGGCUUUACAUCAUACUCAACUGGAUACUUACAUCCCAUUGCACUGCAAGGAAUAAUAAUUCAGGAUCUGUAUUUUUUCUUAUCAUCAAUGGCAUGGCUUUUGAAGAAACUUGAUUUUUCUUGAAGCGUUUGGAAAAUUCUGAGGAAAAACUUACAACUAAAGUUACUGUUUUGAAGUAAAGUUUCACUAAAACGAUGGAUCAGCAAGCAGCUGGAGGGGAGGACCCAAAUAAACCUUCCAAAAAGAAAUCCAGCGAAGAUGAGAGUAAAAACAAAAAACUGAACAUACACAUUAAAACAUUGGCUGAUGACAUGCGUGACCGAAUCACCAGUUUUCGAAAGCAAGGCACGAAGAAGGAGAAGCUCCUCAUCCAGCACCCCACGGACCCUCUCUCCCCCCAGACAGAGCUGCCCGUGCCCCAGCCACUGUUUGACGAACGCUCAUGGAACCUGUCGGAGAAAGAGAUCAUUGACCUAUUUGAGAAGAUGAUGGAGGACAUGAACCUGAAUGAGGAACGGAAAGCCCCCUUGCGUGGUAAGGACUUGAGCACCAAACGGGAGAUGGUGGUCCAGUACAUUUCCGCCACAGCAAAAUCUAUAACUGGGAGCAAAGUUCCGGGUGGACUGAGGAACAGCAAGCACGAGUGUACGCUGUCGUCACAGGAGUACGUGCACGAACUACGCUCAGGCAUCUCCGAAGACAAACUACUCAACUGUCUGGAGUCCCUGCGCGUGUCCUUGACCAGCAACCCCGUCAGCUGGGUGAAUAAUUUUGGCCAUGAGGGUCUCGGACUUCUUUUGGAUGUGCUGGAGAAGCUGCUGGACAAGAAACAGCAAGAGAACAUUGACAAGAGAAACCAGCAUAAACUCAUUCAAUGCCUCAAGGCCUUCAUGAACAAUAAGUAUGGCCUACAAAGGAUCCUUGGGGAUGAACGAAGCCUCCUCCUCCUCGCGAGGGCAAUUGAUCCCAAACAGACUAAUAUGAUGACAGAGAUUGUCAAGAUUUUGUCUGCCGUCUGUAUUAUUGGAGAGGAGAACACUCUGGAUAAGAUCCUGGCAGCCAUGACCAUAGCAGCGGAGAGGAAUAAUAAGGAGAGGUUUGCACCGAUAGUGGAAGGGCUGGAGAACCAUGAAGCCCAGCAGCUGCAGGUGGCCUGCAUGCAGCUGAUCAAUGCCCUUGUUACCUCUCCGGAUGAUUUAGACUUCAGAAUACAUUUACGAAAUGAAUUCCUGCGCUGUGGCCUCAAGAAGAUCCUACCGGAGCUGAAGGAGACAGAAGAGCUUGACAUACAGUUGAAGGUCUUUAAUGAAAAUAAGGAGGAGGAUUCGAUCGAGCUAUCUCACCGACUGGACGACAUCCGCGCUGAGAUGGAUGAUAUGGGUGAGGUGUAUCAUCUCUUGUCCAACAUGGUGAAAGACACAUGUUCAGAGCAAUACUUCCUGUCUAUCCUCCAGCAUCUGAUGCUCGUCAGGAAUGACUAUUAUAUCAGGCCUCAGUAUUACAAGGUGAUCGAGGAAUGUGUGUCCCAGAUCGUCCUUCACCGCAGUGGGAUGGACCCAGAUUUUGGCUACAGAGAAAGACUGGAUAUAGACUUCACUCAUCUCAUCGACCAGUGUGUGGAUAAAGCCAAGGUGGAGGAAAGCGAGCAGAGAGCGUCUGAAUUCUCCAAAAAGUUCGAUGAGGAGUUCAGCGCACGGCAGGAAGCUCAGGCCGAGCUGCAGAAACAGGAGGAGAAAAUCAAAGGGCUGGAGGCGCAGAUCAACACCCUUCAGGCGCAGUUGACUAGUGAGAGAGACAAGCUCAAAGAGGCAGAGAAACGCAUCAGCGAAAGAGAUGUCAAGAUUGCGGCAGGACCUGGAGCUGGCAGUCUAAUUCCUCCACCACCACCAGGGGGCAUCGCGCCACCACCACCUCCCCCUCCACCACCUGGAGGUAUACCACCUCCUCCACCGCCUCCUCCUUGCCCGGCAAGUAUGGGACCUCCACCACCACCUCCUCCUCCUGGCUUCGGCCCUCCACCGCCACCUCCUGGUGGAGGCCCACCCCCUCCUCCCGGUAUGCCUUUAGCUCAUACCCCACCUGUUGUACAGCUGCCUUACGGGCUGGUGCCCAAGAAGAUUUACAAACCUGAGACCGUCAUGAAGCGGGUGAACUGGUCAAAGAUAGUGCCUCAGGAGAUGGCGGAAAAUUGCUUUUGGCUGAAAGUCAAAGAAGAGCGGUUUGAGAACGUGGACAUGUUCGACCAGCUUUCACUCGCCUUCUCUUCCAAAUCCAGAGUGAAAAAGGAUGUGGACGAAACAGAUGACAGGAUGACACAAUUCAAGAAAAAAGCAAAAGAGCUGCGAAUUCUCGAUGCCAAGACAGCCCAGAAUCUGUCAAUUUUCCUGGGAUCAUUCCGGCUGCCUUAUGAAGAGAUCCGGGAUAUAGUGCUGCAGGUGGAUGAGGAGAGGCUAAGUGAAGCGCUAAUCCAGAACCUGAUCAAAAAUCUUCCUGAGCAGAAGGAGUUGAGCAAUCUGGCUGAGCUGAAGAAUGAAUACGAGGAGCUUUGUGAGUCUGAGCAGUUUGGCAUUGUGAUGAGUUCAGUCAAGUUGCUGCGUCCUCGGUUGAACGGCAUUCUGUUCAAGCUGACGUUCGAUGAACAGGUGAACAACAUCCGUCCGGACAUCAUGAAUGUGACCUUCGCCUGUGAAGAGGUGAAGAAAAGUGAAGGAUUCAGCAUGCUUCUGGAAAUAGUGUUGCUGGUGGGGAAUUACAUGAACGCAGGCUCUAGAAAUGCCCAGACGUUCGGCUUCAACAUCAGCUUCCUCUGCAAGCUUCGUGACACAAAGUCAACAGACCAGAAUACCACUCUUCUGCACUUCCUGGCUGAAAAGUGUGAAGAGAAAUAUCCUGGGAUUCUUAAGUUCCCAGAUGAGCUUGAACAUGUGGACAGCGCCAGCAAGGUAUCUGCCCAGAUCCUGAAAGCCAGCCUGGACACAAUGGAACGUCACAUCCAGAGACUGGAGAACGACAUUCAGAACUUCCCUAAGAAUGAUGACAAACACGAUAAGUUUGUUGAAAAGAUGUCAGGCUUUUCCAAGCAUUCCAGAGAGCAGUACGAGAAGCUUUCUACCAUGCAUAAGAAUAUGCAGAAGCUCUACGAGAGCCUGGGAAGCUACUUCGCCUUCGACCCCCACACUGUUAGCAUUGAGGACUUCUUUGGAGACCUGGCUACCUUCCGCAACCUCUUUAUGGAUGCUGUAAGGGACAACCACAAGAAGAGAGAGAUGGAGGAGAAGAUCAAGAGAGCCAAGCUAGCAAAGGAGAAAGCAGAGCGGGAGAAGCAAGAAAGACAGCAGAAGAAGAAACAGCUGAUUGACAUGAAUAAAGAAGGUGAUGAGACAGGAGUGAUGGACAGCCUCAUGGAAGCCUUGCAGUCUGGAGCAGCCUUCCGUGACCGAAGGAAAAAAAACCCUCGCAACGGUGAUCAAAGCCCAUCCUGUUCUGCACCUUGGUGGCCGGGUGCUAACCAUGACAACCGUCGCACUGGUUUGGAAAGAUCCCGUUCACGUCACAAUCCAAACCCUAUGUUCCGAUGAUCGCUUGCCGGCUAAGGACGAGCUUUGCCAAGUGCCAAAGACCCAGAAGUGGGGAAGUUGAAGAGGGUUGAACAGGGAUUGAGAGAAAGCCACCCAGAAAGCCCUCCCCUUUAACAUAUACACACACACGCCCAAAUGAACAUGCAUACACAAUGAACCUCAAAGACGCGUGCUGCCGCUCACCCUUCAUCACAGGAUAACCAUGACUCUCUGUGAAGCCUUAUAUAUAUAAUGGUCCACUGGUCCUAUUGCAUAAAACCUAAUGAAUUUAGGUGUGUUUAUUGGAGAUGUUUGCUUGACUUUGUUAGUUUGUUAUCUUUAUGAUUGUCUUGGUUCUGUUUAUAUCUCACGACGCUAACUCCCUUGAUCUGGCUCACGUCCAUCCCUCUAUCUGCAAACAGUCAAAUUAUUGGCUGCAGUUUGAUUUCUCACUAUUGGAUUUUUCGGCACACAAACACGCUCUUUUUGUUGACAGAAUGCCUAAAGCAUCGAUAUAGAGUGUAUGGGUCUGUUCGCACCCCCCUUGGUUUUUAUUUCAUUUUUCAUUUUAUCAUCAGUCAUAUAUAUAUAUAUUCUCUGAUCACGUUUUUUUUCAUAUGUCACAGAUUUGAUGUAUGUAGCAACAUGAAAAAGCUGCUGAUUUUAGCAUGAACCUUUCCGGGUGUACACAUUUGUGAUGUGUGAGAUGCCACAAGGUACCCGAGAUGGUUGAACGUUAUUGCUCUUUAUCUACGGUAAACACUUCAAACACACAUAGACAUUUCUCUUGCCGAGUCAAAGGUUUUAUUAAAGCGAAUCUGCGGGUAUGUGAAGCAAGCACGAAUCAAAGCGAUGCCAUUCAUUCCUGUUUUCAGACGUGUCAUAGGUUUUAUGUACUUGUAGCUUUUAGUCAUCUAUGUAGGAGAGUAUUUUAGUGAACUGUAGCUUAUUGUGUGUGUGUGUGUGUGUGUGUGUGUGUGUGUGUGUGUGUGUGUGUGUGUGUGUGUGUGUGUGUGUGUGCGUGCGUGCGUGCGUGCGUGCGUGCGUGCGUUUGUGCGUGUGUGCGUGUGUGCGUGUGUGCGUGUGUGUGUGUGUGUGUGUGUGUUUUUUUCAAAAUCCAUUGGCCAUUUUUAAGAGCUCUUAGAUCUGACACCUUUUCCUCUCCAACUACAUUUUACCUUUUGAAUUGAAUAGAUUCAGAAACUCUAAGGACUGGAUUACUGAAAUUGUUACAGUGGUUAUUUUUACAGGGAUGUUUAAAACAGGGUAAAGAUGCUGUAAUUUUUACUAUAUAGCAUAUGAUGUUAAUAUGGGCUAGUCAUUAAACUUACAGUAUGAAGAAGCUCAUAGUACAAUACAUCCCUUUAUAAUACA